Messenger RNA from Trypanosoma brucei brucei TREU927, 2820 nucleotides. RefSeq names its product periodic tryptophan protein 2, putative. Gene Ontology annotation, biological process: maturation of SSU-rRNA from tricistronic rRNA transcript (SSU-rRNA, 5.8S rRNA, LSU-rRNA); ribosomal small subunit assembly. The record is from RefSeq and is a predicted model, not a curated record. Gene Ontology annotation, molecular function: protein binding. Bases 1 to 2820 code for a protein of 939 amino acids. Gene Ontology annotation, cellular component: Pwp2p-containing subcomplex of 90S preribosome; small-subunit processome. Lineage: Eukaryota; Euglenozoa; Kinetoplastea; Trypanosomatida; Trypanosomatidae. The transcript has a single exon.
AUGGAGACAAACUUUCAGCUGGCCUCCGUUCACGGCAUGCUAUACACAGGUGGCAACGUUGCUUUUUCCCCUGAUGGCCGCCAGUUGUACUCGCCGGUCAACAACUAUAUCUCCAGCAUCAAGCUGCAACAAGAGGGACAUCACUCACUUCCUUGCAGCAACAGCAACAUUCAAUGCUUUGACAUAUCGUCUGACGGUGAUCUUAUAGUGGCCAUAGGCCGACGUGGUGUUGGUUUUUUCUAUUCUUUAUCUGCGGCGGUUGUGUUGGAUACCAUUUCGUUUCCGCCGGAUUGUGAGGUUUCCUGUGUCAAGUUCAGCCCAUGCGGGAGAUAUGUAGCUCUUGCUCUUGACACCACCCUCCAGGUGUACACAGCCCCUGCUCAGCGCAUUGUUUCUUACCACGGCUGCCACCGUGUGGAGAACCUUCACAACGCGCUCACACUUCCGAUCAUGUGCAUUGAGUGGACUCCUGAUAGUGAGCAUAUCCUACUCAGCGGACAGGACGCACGAAUGAAAAUUUGUCCUCGACAGUGCCGCGUCCAACAAAAAGGAAUGGCUCUUCAACACAAUGCUUUGGUGGGUCAUCGUGCUGCAGUCUGUGGUGCAUGGUUUGUUGAUAGUGCCUGCAAUCGUGUAGUGAGUGUGUCGGUCGACAAUGUGGUCAUGACGUGGAAACAAACACGAACGACGAGGCAAGAAGUUAUGAGAGCUAUCGCCUCUGCAAAGCUAAACGCCCGCGUUGGAGCACAAAGUGAGGAAGAUGAAUAUACCCAUGCGGAAGAUGAUGAGGGUGCGGCCAUUCCGAAAUCCUUCCUUGAAAAGCAGCGGCUGGAGCAACUGAAGAUUGAGGGUGUGCGUGUCUCUGUCGCUGAUGAUACGUUUCUUCCAGAUAUUCUUCGAUACGCAUUCGAGGUAGACAAAAAACAUAUGCUGACGCACAAGGGGAAUGUAUCCGUCACCGCUUUCCACCGACCCCGUGGGCUUCUAGCCAUUGGAUACAAUUCUGGUAUCUUCGCCAUCCACUCCCUGGGGGGUAGCGGUGAAGCAGAGUUUCCCCUUGUUCAUUUACUGUCCAUAUCAGCGCAGUCUCUUACGGCUGCAGCAUUCAAUGCGAGUGGCGAUUUUAUCGCUUUUGGAAGUGCACACCUCAAACAAAUUCUCGUCUGGGAUUGGAAGUCUGAGGCAUAUGUCCUGAAGGAGCAGUCGCACUACUAUGAUAUUAACCGUACUGCAAUCACUGCUGACGCUAGCAGUAUAAUUUCGGGUGGUGACGAUGGAAAGGUAAAGGUUUGGAGAGCGUCCACGGGCCAGUGUUACGUGACCUUCACUGAGCACACGGCCCCUGUCACAGGUAUCGCGACAAGUGCUGCAACAAAUGCAUUCUUCACUUGUAGCCGAGAUGGCACGGCUAGAGGUUACGAUCUUGUACGGUAUCGCCACUUUCGUGUCUAUUCGGCACCUGAACAAGCGCAACUCUCCUGUGUUGCGGUUGAUCCGUCAGGAGAGGUGCUAGCUGUGGGGAGCGGACAGACAGAUCGCAUUUACCUAUUCGCUGUGCAAACGGGAAAACUCAUCGAUCAGCUUCAGGGACACGAGGCGCCCAUUGCCUGCGUUGCAUUCCACCCAUCCGGUACGGCCCUUGUCUCCGGCUCACUUGACCACAAUCUUGCUGUUUGGGACCUCUUCGCGCAUGGGGACGGAGGGGACAGGUUGAAGGGCACUGUGGAGGUGACCAACGUUGGCUCUGAGGUCCUCAGCUUAUCGUUCAGCAACAGUGGCCGUUAUCUAGCGGUGCUGACAAUGAAGCAGGAAGUUACUGUCUACGAGACAUUGGUGCCCACGGAGCCAAUAGUGAUUAAAACGUUUCAAACUAGUUUUGACGCAGCUGGGGGAUGGUGUAAGUCAGUUGGGCCGCGCAGUGCCAAUUAUAACGCACGGUUUACGACUAUCGCCUUUUCGCCGGAGGGUGAAAAAAUUGUUGCCGGUGGAGACUCUAAGUGGAUCGUUCUAUACCACGCGAAGCAGGGUUAUAUGCUGAAGAAGUGGCCGAUUACGACUAACCUCGACGUGCAAGGAGCGGAGGAACAAUAUCAGUGGCGUCAAAUGACGGAAGCGGGACACAUCGACGAUAUUGAUGUGGAUGACACCGACAUUCACCUCCGACGUGGCAAACUAUUGGAGAUGCCGGGGAGCAAGCAUCGGCACUUCGCUACAGGCAAGCGUCAAACAGCUCUAUCGGCCCGUACGAUGUCCGUCGCUUUCGCUUCAACUGGUACGGAAUUUGUGGCAGCAACAAGUGUUGGGUUGUUGGUGUUUUCUACCCACGUUGCGAGACCGAGGUUUCAGCCCCUUCAGUUGACUGCAAACAUUACAACGCAGCAGGUGCGCGAUCAGUUGGCUCGCGGUGAGUCUGUGAUGGCGCUCAUAGGCGCGCUGAAUCUUGGAGAUAGAAUGCUUGGAAUCGAGUGCAUGCGAAGGAUGCCACAAAGUGCUAUCCCUGUGGCCGUUUCUUCUGUUCCCUCUGUUUUAUUUUCGUUGUUACUGAAGUGGGUGAGCAGUGAGGUGGAGGAAAGUCGUGGACUUGAACGCGCUCUGUUGUGGGCACAGUCCAUCCUGCUGCAUUCAAGCGAGUGUGCGGGAAGCUUUUCUUGCGACCGUAGUCUAAUCAUACCUCCACUAAAGGUGCUUCAGCGCAGCCUGCAGAGGCAUAGAGCACUGGGAGAUUUAGCGAGGGAAAACUACUUUUCACUACAGUACAUUAUUGACAUGACAAAGAUGCAAAGAGACGUUCUUAAACCUGCCGCGGAAGUUACUGAAUGA